Messenger RNA from Episyrphus balteatus (marmalade hoverfly), 4719 nucleotides. RefSeq lists its product as uncharacterized. NCBI's taxonomy places the organism in Eukaryota, Metazoa, Arthropoda, Insecta, Diptera, Syrphidae. Gene Ontology annotation, molecular function: nucleic acid binding. The transcript has 3 exons. Bases 1 to 4719 code for a protein of 1572 amino acids. The record is from RefSeq and is a predicted model, not a curated record. Gene Ontology annotation, biological process: DNA integration.
AUGCUAUUCGGACGACCAGAGCAAAUAAUACAUUCCUUGAUUCAAAGGGCCAAAAACGUUACACCUCCAAAGGCUGAAAAGCUGGAAUCGUUAAUCGAAUAUGCCCUAGCAAUCAAAAAUGUCUGUGCUACCAUGGAAGCAACGAACCUGAAUGCCCACCUGAACAACCCGAUGCUGUUAAAUGAAUUCAUCCAUAAGCUUCCACCGCAUCUUUUGUUGAAUUGGGCCAUAUUUGCAAAAAACCUGCAACCAGCUACACUUCUGGUGUUUUGUGAAUGGCUGUAUGACAUUGCUGAGGCUGCAUGCUCUGUCACGACAUUGGGUGUAACAUCUUUACCAUCUGAAAAAAAGCCACCUACCAUUGAAAGACGUCCGGAGAAUAAACAACGUGCAUAUUUACACACACAAACCGCUGAUGUAAACGACGAACUGAUGUGUGAACGACAAGAAGCCGCACCUCGUGUUAUGAACGAAUGUGUCGUGUGUGGAGCUAACCAUCUCAUUGUGAAUUGUGACACGUUCAAAAGUUUUCAGCUGUCUGACAGAUGGGAUGUAUUACGCCGUUAUAAUCUGUGUCGCCACUGUUUGGGGAAACAUCCGUAUUCCAGCUGCAGAGUUUCAUCAAAGGUAUGUGGUAUUAAUGAUUGUGUGGCUAAACACCAUGCACUUCUCCACAAUAGUGCCAGAAACAAUGCAGUUGCACUCACACACCACCAAUCUGCAAAAAUAAACUCGCAGCCUAAAAGGGUGCUCUUUCGCAUUUUGCCUGUGAAGAUAUAUGGACCUAAUAAAGCGGUGUCUACUUUCGCUUUCUUGGAUGGCGGUUCGUCCAUUACGCUGUUGGACGAAAGUUUGGCAAAUGAGUUAGAGUUGCCAGGGAAAACCGAACAGCUUUGUCUGCGUUGGACUUCGGACACCACUCGAGUUGAAAACAAUUCUCGAAUCGUAUCGUUGAAAGUAUCUGGAACAUCUGAUGGCUGCCACCAGCAUCAACUCGACAAUGUGCGAACAGUGCGAAACCUGGGACUUCCGACACAGACAUGCUCACCUUGUGUUCUGUCUAAAGAAUAUCCAUACCUCGCAUCACUGCCGCUUCCCUCGUAUCAUCAAGCUCGGCCACAAAUACUAAUCGGCAUGGAUAACUGGUCCUUGGGCGUUCCAAUGAAGGUGCAUGAGGGCAGCGCUGGUCAACCAAUUGCGACAAAAACCAGAUUGGGCUGGUCUGUUCACGGACCUGAUGGACAUAAUCAAAAUCCAGGUAAAAAUGUAAUUUCUAAUAUUCAUUUGCAGGAACAAAGCGCCGACAAUGAACUUCACCAACUUGUGAAAAAUUAUUUUUCUCUCGAGAAUGUUGGCGUGAAAGUUCCUGAACAUCAAAUCGUGUCUGCUGAAGAAAAAAGAGCGAUUAAUAUUCUGAAAAAUACCUGCCUACACAAAGAAGAUGAUUUUGAAGCAGGAUUAUUAUGGAAAUUCGAUGACGUCUCUCUCCCAAACAGCCUGCCAAUGGCACAACGUCGACUUCACCUAUUACGUAAGCGUAUAGAGAAAAAUGAAGAACUCCGAGACCAGCUGAACCAGCAAAUAACAAAUUUGGUGUCAAAGGGUUACGCAAAGAAGCUGUCUACAGAAGAGCUUAACAUUAUCCACGAGCGUGUAUGGUACCUUCCAAUAUUUAUCAUACAGAAUCCAAACAAACCAUCGAAGGUCAGGCUUGUUUGGGACGCAGCUUCGAAAUGCCAAGGUUAUUCUUUAAACGACUUUCUCUUAAAAGGCCCCGAUCAGCUGAUUCCAUUAACAACUAUUCUUUUUGGUUUUCGUGUCGGCAAGUUUGGCGUCUGUGGUGACAUUGCCGAAAUGUUCCAUCAGGUGCGAAUAAGGGAGGCGGACAAACAUGUCCAGCGUUUCCUGUGGUAUGACUCUAACGACUCAGAGAACCCCAGAACGUUUGGCGCUGCAUGUUCUCCCUGCAUAGCGCACUUUGUCAAGAACCAAAACGCAUUGAACUUCGCUAGUACGAAUCCCAGAAUUGUGGAAGCAAUACUCGAACACCACUACGUCGACGAUUUUAUCGACAGCGUCAAUACUGAACAAGAGGCUUUACAGCUUGCCAAGGAUGUCAGACUGAUUCAUUCAAGGGCAGGAUUCCACAUCCGAAACUGGAUGUCCAAUUCCAGUAUGGUUCGAAAUACACUAAGUGAAAUUGAUGAACGUUUACCCAAUAAGCGAAUGUUUGGGGCAAAGGACGAAGUGGUAGCGGAAAAGGUACUGGGACUUUACUGGUGUACAUCAACGGAUAACUUCACAUUUGUGCUAAAAUUCAGUCGGCUCAAACGUAAUGUGCUCUCUGGGCAUAUACCACCUACCAAACGAGAGGUACUUCGAAUUCUGAUGUCCAUAUUUGAUCCCUUGGGAUUCCUGUCCCACUUUGUCGUUUGCAUAAAAAUUCUCUUGCAACAAAUUUGGAGAGCGGGCAUCGACUGGGAUGAGGAGCUGCCUGAAAAUAUGAGAGAAAGAUGGUUCCAAUGGACGGAGUUGCUGCCGAAAGUUGCUGACGUAAGAGUUCCAAGAUGUUACUCCUUACUUCUUUCUGAACCAGGUGUAAAUAUUCAGCUACACACCUUUACUGACGCCAGUGAAAACGCAUAUGCUGCCGUAUCGUACUUCCGAGUUCAAUGGCAAAACAACAUUGAUGUCACUAUCGUAUCUGCAAAGGCAAAGGUUGCUCCCCAGCGACCUAUAUCUGUUCCACGACUGGAACUGCAAGCAGCGGUUUUGGGUGCUCGCUUGGCAAAAUAUAUCUCUACAUCACACAAGUUCCAGAUAAGUCAACAAUUCUUUUGGACUGACUCCAAAACGGUCCUUUCAUGGUUGCGUGGGGAUCCUCGCAAUUAUCAACAAUUCGUGAUGUUUCGUAUUGCCGAGAUACUGGAUACUUCCGAAGCAGCGGAAUGGCGAUGGCUUCCUUCAAAACUGAACAUCGCUGACAAAGCUACCAAAAAUAAGUCAGCACCAGAAUUCAACAAUGAAAGUGAAUGGUUUGGCGGGCCAAUAUUCCUAAGAGAACCACAUCCAAAUUGGCCACACACUCCAGCGAUCGAUAAUACGACUGAAGAAGUUCGGCCCUUUGUACUUCAUGUGUCUAAAGCUCCUAACUGCAAUUUAGUCGAUACCUGCCGUUUUAGCCGAUGGUCAGGUAUGUAUCGUUCCAUAGCUUACUCGAUUCUUUAUAUAAAAAUUUUAAGUUUCAAGGUAAAACACAAACAACCGUUUCCUCAUAUUGGUCUCACUUCCGAGAUCAUUCAACAAGCGCAAUCAACACUGUAUCGACAAGCUCAAGCCACGUCCUAUACAGAAGAAAUUUCGAUUCUGAAAAAAAGUACUUCAAGCAAGAAUUAUCCAUUACCAAGAAGUAGUCAGCUCUUUAAACUUACACCAUUUUUGGACGAAGAUGGCGUCCUCAGAAUGCGGGGUCGCAUUGCUUUGGCUAAUUGUGUCGGUCAAGAUUGUAAAACUCCAAUAAUUCUUCCCAGGUCCCACCGAAUCACUUUCCUUGUGGUUGAUGCCUAUCAUCGCAGAUUUCAUCACUGCAACCACGAAACCGUGCUUAACGAAAUCAAGCAAAAGUUUCAUAUCUCCGGCUUAAGGGUUCUCUUGAAGCUCGUCCGUAAAAAUUGCCAACUUUGUAAGAUCCUGAACGCCCGACCUGUCGCUCCACUGAUGGCAAAUCUUCCAAUGGCACGGAUGAGUGCUUUCUGUCGGCCAUUUACAUUCGUUGGCGUGGAUUAUUUCGGCCCAAUCCUAGUAACUGUUGGCCGACGAAACGAGAAGAGAUGGGGAGCUAUAUUCACAUGCCUAACAAUUCGAGCGGUCCACAUUGAGCUGGCUCAUACACGAAGAGGAUCACCACUUAAAAUCUUCUGCGACAACGGUACCAACUUUCGGGGUGCGGAGAGAGAGUUGAAAGAAGAGCUCCAACGUUUGGACCUGGGACGAGUUGCUUGUGAGUUUACAACAGCUAAUACGGAAUGGAGAUUCAACCCACCAGCUGCUCCACACAUGGGUGGAGCUUGGGAGAGGCUUGUACGCUCGAUAAAAGACGUUCUGUAUCGAAUUCUUCCAAGCCACAAAGUUGGAGAUGAGAGCUUACGAUGCGCUCUUGCUGAGGUGGAAUCGACAUUAAAUACACGGCCUCUCACUCAUAUAUCACUGGAUGCAUCUGAUGACGAGGCACUCACACCGAACCACUUCCUACUCGGUUCGUCCAAUGGAUCAAAACCACCAUGUGAUCCUAGUGUCAUCGCAUCAAGACAAAAUUGGAAGCUCUCUCAAAUAAUAGCCAACCAGUUCUGGGAGAAAUGGAUAAAGGCGUACUUACCGGAUCUCAACAAACGAGGAAAGUGGUUCGACAGAGUGAAACCCAUCGAAAGAGGAGACCUGGUUAUAAUUGUUGAUGAGCAACUGCCAAGGAACUGCUGGCCCAAGGGAAUCGUUAUUGAAACAGUGGUCGCUAAGGACAAUCAAGUAAGACGAGCUACAGUACAAACAUCCCGCGGAAUUUUUGGAACGUCCCGCUGCAAAGCUGGCUAUCUUAGACGUACAAAGAGUAAUCGAGAAGACUCCCGUGAAGACAUCAUCCUCAUCAAUUACUGGGGGGAGGAAAAGGACUUUUUAGCUGGGAGAGAAUUGAUGGGCUAUUGCCCGCCCACCACCCCACAAUAA